Brassica napus (rape) is the source of this 1486-nucleotide messenger RNA. RefSeq lists its product as uncharacterized. Gene Ontology annotation, biological process: nucleotide-excision repair; double-strand break repair via homologous recombination; mitotic intra-S DNA damage checkpoint signaling. Gene Ontology annotation, cellular component: checkpoint clamp complex; nucleolus; site of double-strand break. The transcript has 2 exons. Lineage: Eukaryota; Viridiplantae; Streptophyta; Magnoliopsida; Brassicales; Brassicaceae. The coding region runs from base 311 to 1270 and encodes 319 amino acids. The record is from RefSeq and is a predicted model, not a curated record.
UUACAAAAAGAAAACAAAAAUGUCUCCAGAAAUUUGCGAUUCCCUCUAAUUAGGAUAAAAUUCAAGUUCACUUUUGGCGCAAAAUCCCAGAUAUUUUGUUAGCCGGCGAGUUCGUAAACUUCCCAAGUUUCUCUGAAUCAGUCGUCUUCUUCAUAUACAUCUCGCGAAUUGUGAUACAGAUUGUUUGAUUCCUUCUUUAAUUCGUGCAGCAGCUAGGGACUUCUUCUCCGAUAAUCUCUUCAGUUUCCGGGAAAAAAGUCCGAUCAGAAGCAACAGAUCUAAUAAACUCUAAAUUCUGUGCUAGAGAGAGAUGAAGUUCAAGGCGUUUCUCACUGAGAACGGAGUGAAUCUCUUAGAGAGAAGGUUCCUUCCCGCGUUUGACAAAAUGGGCAAGACCUGUUACCUCUUCCUCACCAAAGACCACUUGUUCUUCCUCCACAACCUUCUCAACGGCGACGGAGUCCAAUGCAUUGCUCAGUUCCGCAUCGACGUCCUCUUCGACGACUACCGUAUCUCCAGCCAGAACGACGACCGUAUCGCCUUCUCCCUGGACGUUUCUCUUCUCUACCGUGCUGUCAAGAGCAGUGUCAGCAUUUGCACUGAGUUCAGCGGCGGGUUGGCUUCCAAUAGGCUUCAGAUCAAGCUUGUGAAGAAGCUGCCUCUUAACUGUACGCAACCAAUGCCCUUCUUGACGUUUGAGACUAAAGGGUAUAAAUCUGCUGUCAUUCAAGAUGUUCCCAUCUCCAAACCGCUGUCUCGAUCUCAAGUUGUGGAGCUUCAGACAGCUCUUGACUCUGCUCAAGACCUGCCUCCCACUCUCGUUCAGGUCCAGGACCCGAAUCAGUUACAGAACUUUGUGGACCGUAUGAAACAUGUGGGCGAUGUGCUUAAUGUUACGAUAAGCAAGCAUGGUGAUCUUCAGGUGCAGACCUCCACGACAUUGAUAAGGCUUGGCUCUGAGUUUCAGAGGCUUUCGGUUGUUGGAGAGAAGUCUCAGGCUCCUGCUGAGGAUAGGAACUUGAGCGCUCAGACACGGUCAGAGAGAGCGAUUGCAAGAGGAGAUGCCCAGUCUGUGCAGGUGAGUGUUAAGCACUUCUUAAAGAGCCUUCAGUGUCACUUAACCAAACCAGACUCGGCUUUCUAUGGAAUUGCUCCUCAAGGUGCUUGCUUGACUGUCAUCUUCCAGUUCUUGGUUCCAGGGACUCGCCAAACCGACAAGUCUAUCACUUUGCAUUGCAGGCUUCCUGUCUUGGAUACAGGCUCCAACUAAAUCUUAAUGAGUGUUAGUAGUUUGCUUUUAUCAAAAAGACUUUCCGUUAAGACCAUAUAUGUACUACAUUACACUCCCCUACAAGCUCUCAAGCAUCAACAAUUGAACAAAAAGAAAAAGAAAAACCAAAAUCAUAUUCUUACAAAAGAAACAAAGAAUGUGUGAAACCGAACAACAGACACUUUUGUUUUUUUUAUCUACUCUUGUUCUUGUUUU